CUGCCAGACUUGUCCUUAAUUACUUCUAGGCUCUUAUUCUGUAACCUUUCACCAAACUUUUGGGACACACUACUUGAUAAAAAGCAGGAGAGUGCUACAAACACAGUUUUUUUUUUUUUUUAAACUUAUUAGUUGGCAGAUUCUUCGACUCUGUGUGUUUUUGGGUGGCUUGUAGCCUAUUCAACAAGUGGCUGAUGGAUUUAAUGCAGAUAGAUGGUAUCUCUGCAGUCAGCUCAUUAUCCUGCUGGCUUACAGAGAUUUACAUCCUCUCUUUUUAGGAUUUAUGGCUCGUGUAAAAAAGGACUCUUGCCCACCUCUUCCAGCCAUCAUUCUACGUUGGCGGCACGCUGUGAGAAAAGAUUCCACUCUUCAGUGCUUCAGCACUCCUCAGACACUUGACCUUGACAUCCAAAUGCUGUUUGCCAAUUUUUGUGCCAGUGGCCUUUUGUGAGUUAUGACAACGGCAGCUCACGAAAGAGUGCCCUUCUCCUUCUCUCAUCAGUGAGAAGACCAUGUGAUAUCAUGAAGAAGGGUCCUAGAAGUCUACUCUUCAAAGAGUCUGUUUGCAAGAUAUGAGUAUUUUGAGCCCGGGGACGGACAAUAAAUCAAACCUUGUGGGAGUCGUGGGAGGCCCAGAAGAAUACCACAGAGGCAUGCAGUCAGAGGAGUUAUUUAGCAGGAAACUCAAAGCCCUCAAUGGUACCAUGGGACCACCAGGCUCCAACAUGCAGGGCAAACUUGAAUGUCCCGGCAAAACAAAUGGUACUCCAGCCAUGCCUAAAAUGGGCGUCAGGGCCAGGGUAACAGAAUGGCCACCAAGGAAAGAUGGAUGGGAUGGACGGCCAUUACCAAACUAUCAGAGUGUGAUACAAAUAUUUCAGAACGGCCAGCAGGACCAUACUGUGGAAUUACUUGCUCAAGAUGAACCAGUCUGUUUGGAGGUAGACUAUUCUGAUGCGAAGUAUACAUUGAGUGACCUUCUUAGCCACUCACCAUUGAAAGGUCUUCACCCUAUUCGUCAACGCAGCAACAGUGAUGUCACCAUCAGUGACAUUGACUCUGAAGACGUAGUAGACCAGACAGCAGUCAAUCCGAACACCGGGGCUUCUUUACAUCGUGAAUAUGGAAGUACAUCCUCUAUUGACCGCCAAGGUUUAAGUGGGGAUGGCUUUUUUACCAUGCUCAAGGGCUACAGAGUGGAUACCUUGGACCACCGCAGUGUACCACCCGUGGGUUUUCCAGAGUUGUUGCGCUGUGAUGCCUCCCUCUCCCCCAGCUUACAGACAGCAGCGCAGAUAGCCAGGGGGGAGUUUGUCACAAUACCAGGCUACGACUAUAUAGACAGCUCUUUCCUCUACAGCAGAGAACGGGAAAAGUCCUUCAUGAGGCGUCUUAAGUCAGAGUCAUCUGAAACAUCUUUGUUCAGGAAAUUGCGGACAAUUAAGAGCGAAAGUGAUGCUUUGAGACUCUCUCUGGAGGACGAUCGACGACCACUGAGCUUUCAAAAAUGCUUUGCUCAUUAUGAUGUUCAGAGUGUUCUUUUUAACAUCAGUGAUGCUGUAGCAAACCGAGCAAACCUGAGCCAGAGGAAGAACACCACUACUGGGGCUUCAGCUGCUUCUGCUGGGGGCUUGUGUGGUGUUGGAGCCAGUGCUUUACCGGGACCAGGACCAGAUGCUGGAGCAAUAGGAUGUAGUAGUGGAAAUGCUCCCUUCUUUGAGUCACCACUAGGGAGCCGGGAAGACUUGAACCCAAAGGAGAACUUGGAUGCCGAUGAGGGGGACGGAAAGAGCAAUAGCCUCGUAUUGGGCUGCCCACACUUUCGCAAUGAAAUCGGCGGUGAGGGCGAGAGAAAAAUUUCACUUUCCAGAACCAACAGUGCCAACUACAGUGGACUGUCAGAGAGCUGCUCCUUUGAAUCCUCACUAAGCUCCCACUGCACCAAUGCAGGCGUCUCUGUAUUGGAGGUGCCUCGAGAAAACCAGCCCAUUCAUAGGGAGAAGGUCAAACGCUACAUCAUUGAGCACAUUGACCUUGGUGCAUACUACUACCACAAGUUCUUCUAUGGAAAGGAGCAUCAAAACUAUUUUGGGGUAGACGACCAUCUGGGACCUGUGGCAGUCAGCAUCCGCAGGGAGCGGCUGGAUGACGGGAAGGAGAAAGAUGGAAUGCAGUACAACUAUCGAAUCACCUUCAGAACCAGUCAGCUGACCACCCUCCGAGGAGCCAUCCUGGAAGAUGCAAUCCCAUCCACAGCACGACAUGGGACGGCCCGUGGGUUACCGCUGAAGGAAGUACUUGAAUAUGUAAUCCCAGAGCUCAAUAUCCAAUGCUUGAGGCUGGCAAUCAACUCCCCUAAAGUCCCAGAGCAACUUCUCAAGUUGGAUGAACAAGGGUUAAGUUUCCAGCAUAAGGUUGGUGUGCUUUAUUGUAAGGCGGGCCAAAGCACCGAAGAAGAGAUGUACAAUAACGAGAGCGCUGGACCAGCACUGGAGGAGUUCUUGGAUCUUUUGGGCCAGAGAGUUCGUCUCAAAGGGUUCACUAAGUACAGAGCGCAGCUAGAUAACAAAACUGAUUCCACAGGCACACAUUCUCUCUACACCACCUACAAGGACUAUGAGUUGAUGUUUCACGUAUCCACCAUGCUCCCUUACACCCCCAACAACAGACAACAGUUAUUGCGGAAAAGGCACAUUGGCAAUGACAUCGUCACCAUAGUAUUCCAGGAGCCCGGGGCCCUUCCUUUUACUCCGAAGAGCAUCCGUUCUCAUUUCCAGCAUGUAUUUGUCAUCGUCAAAGUCCACAAUCCCUGCACUGAUAAUGUCUGCUACAGUGUGGGCGUGUCCAGGUCUAAAGACGUGCCUCCAUUCGGUCCCCCUAUUCCAAAGUCUGUGACUUUCCCGAAGUCUGCAGUUUUUAGGGACUUCCUGCUUGCCAAAGUCAUAAAUGGAGAAAAUGCAGCACAUAAGUCAGAGAAGUUCCGAGCCAUGGCGACCCGUACGCGGCAGGAGUACCUAAAGGACCUGGCAGAAAACUUUGUUAGCACUGCUACAAUUGACUCUGCUGUCAAAUUCAGCUUCAUUAACCUCGGAGCCAAGAAGAAGGAGAAAGUGAAACCCAGGAAGGAUGCACAUGUGUUCAGUGUUGGAGCCAUCACUUGGAGCGUUCGGGCCCGGGAUUUUGGCCAGUCGAUGGAUGUGGACUGCUUGCUCGGCAUAUCCAACGAGUUCAUUGUGCUCAUUGAGGAGGAAUCAAAAAAUGUCGUUUUCAACUGCUCUUGUCGCGAUGUCAUUGGCUGGACCUCAGGGAUUAUGAGUAUAAAGAUCUUCUAUGAGCGCGGGGAGUGUGUCAUGUUGUCUGCUCAUGACAACUGCGGAGAAGACAUCCGGGAGAUGGUGCAAAGAUUAGAGAUCACGACCAGAGGCUGUGAGACAAUAGAGAUGACUUUACGACGCAACGGCCUGGGCCAGCUCGGUUUCCACGUCAACUUUGAGGGAAUCGUGGCUGAUGUUGAGCCCUUUGGCUUUGCUUGGAAGGCAGGCUUGAGACAGGGAAGUCGACUGGUGGAAAUCUGCAAGGUAGCUGUUGCUACUCUCACCCACGAGCAGAUGAUCGACCUACUGCGCACCUCUGUGGCUGUCAAGGUGGUUAUCAUCCAACCAUAUGAAGAUGGGACCCCUCGAAGGGGCUGCUCUGAGCUGUAUCGCAUCCCCAUGGUGGAGUACAAAGUCGACAGUGAGGGUACACCCUGUGAGUACAAGACACCCUUCAGAAGGAACACCACCUGGCACCGGGUGCCUACAGCUGCUGGAACUCCUUUGUCCAGAGGGUCACCCACUCAGGGUCCUGAUCGCUUCCAGUGUCAGCAGAUCCUGCAGCAGCAUCAGGCCGCUAUCCCACGAAGCACAUCCUUUGAUAGGAAGUUACCAGAUGGAUCCAGGAUGAUGCAGGAUUUGGAGAAUCCCCAGGUUACAUCCUGUAACAAGGGAGACCAGCAUUACCGUAGCUCCCCUAGUAACCAGUCCUCCUCUAGCGAUCCAGGACCAUGUGGCAGCAGCUCCUGGUCCCAACAGCCUGGAUAUGAUGGCUGUCCCUCUCCUAUCCUUCAUGAUCAUGUAGGAGACAUCCCAGGGGGGGAUGGAGACUUUCACAGGGAGAGAGAGCCAACUCUGGAGAGGACCAGAUCGGCAGAGGCCAAGUGGCACAUCCCAUCCACUAAGAUCCUGAACCCUCUGAAGCAGCGAGAAGGAAGCAAAGACUCCCCCAACAAGCUCUCCAGGAUGGGUGAUAAGAACUCGAGCCACUCAAGUAGCAACACACUGUCAAGCAAUGCCUCCAGCAACAGCGAUGAUAAACACUUUGGCUCAGGAGAUUUGAUGGACCCGGAGAUGUUGGGUCUCACUUACAUCAAAGGGGCUUCAACGGACAGUGGCAUUGACACCAACCCCUGCAUGAUCCCUGGGGCUCGGGUGUUGCUGCAGAGCAGGGCGGGGGAGCAGGGACACCCAUGGGUGUCAGAGCAGCAUGAAGACAGGGCAUCUGAGGAGGACCGUGGCAAAUCAUACCUGCAACAGGGUUACGCUUCUGCUUUGAUGGCUAGUAAUGUGACGGAGGGAAGCAUCGGAGACCUGAGCGAGAUCUCUUCACAUUCGAGUGGCUCACAUCACUCUGGUAGUCCGUUGGCGCGUGGUGCCAGAUAUUGUAUGUCCACCGACUCCUCCAAGGUGUACACCAUCCCUCAGACCAGCAGCUUAGGCGCAGAUCCGGAGCCUGAGCCCGGGCCAGGACCCGAGUCUGGCCUGGAUCCCACCUCUGAGGCUUGUGGACAGACACGUACACAGCCAGAUGGCAAUCUCCCAGUGAAGACGACUUAUAAUGAUGAUGAUGAUGAUGCACACAGCACUGAGGAACCUCCCAACAUUUCAGAGUGUGGAGGAGCUGAGAGCUUGUUAGCACUCCUUCUCAAAAUGCUGUCUGAGCGUGCAAGGCAGCUGUAUGCACAGGAGGCCGCCUGCCGCUUCCAGGCUGCCGAACGGGACGGAAAAUCAUUACAGAGACUUUCAAAGGAGGAAUACCUGAAAAUGAUGCUGCCCGACAGUCCACCAGGAGAAGGCAGGGGUCAAAAGCUGUCUGUGACGGGAAGUCUGUCACCGCGUCAUUCCCUGUACCGGACAUUAUCGGAUGAGAGUGUAUGUAGCAACCGCAAAGGCUCAUCCUACGCCAGCUCCCACAGCUCAAUGCUGGACCAAGCCAUGCCUAAUGACAUCUUAUUCAGCACAACACCACCUUACCACUGCACACUGCCUCCUCGCAUGAGCCACAACCAACCGCAGUCCAACCUGAGGAAUGAGUUUUGGUUCUCUGACGGCUUCUUGGCAGACAGGUCCAAGUUCAGCGACCCUGGCCUCGUGCCCCUCCCAGACACUGCCACAGGCCUGGACUGGUCUCACCUGGUUGACGCAGCAAGAGCCUUUGAAGACCAGCGUGUGGCAUCUUUCUGCACCAUGACGGACAUGCAGCGGGCCGAAGCACUGGAGCUAUCAAGAGAGCUGACCAGGCGUGUUGUGGAGGCGGAAGGGGCGGCACUGGAGGCAGAGUACGUACCGACCUCCCCAUCUACACUCACUGGAAAAGUGAACCAGCUAGAGGUGAUCCUCAGGCAGCUUCAGCAUGAUCUCCGAAAGGAGAAGGAGGACAAAGCGAUGCUGCAGGAGGAGGUACAGCACCUGAGGCAGGACAACAUGCGGCUGCAAGAGGAGAGCCAGACAGCAUCUGCUCAGCUCAGGAAGUUCACCGAGUGGUUCUUUCACAGCAUCGACAAGAAGCCCUGAGCUGGAGAUGGACGAGGUGGACGUCGCACACUCGACUCAUACUGAAGGCUCCCAGACUUGUCGACAACACUCGUGAAUUGUCUUGGGAAGAUUAUAGAAAGAGCUCAAGUAUGGAGAGACAUAAUAUGUGAGCAGCCCUCCUCAUAUACAGUGCAGAGCUGUCUGUGUGUGAGAUUAACAGUAUCUCCAUCACGCCAGCUGAGACUCCUCCUGGGAAAUCCCCUCAUCUCCGGUUGCGGGGAGGAAUUCUUCCACGAGAUCCUCUUACAGUAGUGGAAUGUAAAGCUCAUUUACUGUAGUCAACUUGUAACCUACCUACGUACUGUACGUCACGUCAGUCUACUGUACCUGCAGCUGUAGUCCGCUCCACACGCUGUCACAGCUGGCUCAGAAAGAGGAUUUCAUGAAAUGGUACACGCUCAACAGGAAAUCCACUCCUGGGUGAAAAGUACAGCGGAAUAAUGAAUGUACCUCAACUUGAGAUUUUUUGGUUCUAAGUGACUUAAAAAAGGGUUUAACAUUUGCGCCUUUUUCUUUCUUUUCAUUUCAACCCAACUCCACUUUUUGUUCCUUCAGUGUUGUGAUGAAGUGUCACAUUUCGGCAGCAGUUUUGAUGUUCAAAGGUGCUUUUCCCUACACACGAUUGUCGGUAGUCUCCAUUCACUGUCACACUGUCCUAGCAAUAACAAGUUGUAGUUAUGAAACUGUGUUAGGAAUAAAACUUUGAAGAAGUGAGCACAAACAUGAAGCAGUUGUAUUCUAAAGCAGGAGAUUGUGCCUAAAACUCUUGGGUGUAAAUUGGAUUGUUUCUCUUGGCUUUUCUAAACACAUGCCUUGCCUGUGGCUCACUGAUAGAAACGUGCGUGCGUGCGUGCGUGCGUGCGUGUGUCUGACUGUGCCCGUGUGUGUGAGACUGUGUAGUUUAUCGCAGAAAAAUGUGUUCUUAUGCAGUGGUUUUCAAGAGCAUUAGAGCAAGCGCCAGUGAACCACAAAUACAAUGCCAAAUGUGUUUAUUUCUGUACAUAUUGGCCACAGAAGUGUCUUGUAUUUAACACUGUUAUUUAAGCUUAUUUAACCUAAAGUUGUUUAUUUUAUUAAGGUUAAUUGAUUUUCUUUUUCUGCACUAAGGAGAUAUAAAGCUCUCUGUAUGUUGUAAAGUGUGUAGCUAGGCAGGGCAAAAAAAAAAAAUAAAAAAAAAAUAGAAACAUAUAUUUAAAUAUAUAAAUGAUGACCUUAGAGAUUCCAACAUUUGGAUGCUGCUAGAUUACAGUUUGCUGGUUUGUAUGCUUUUAAACAUGUCACUCUGUCUCAUAGUCGGGGAGGAGGAGACACUGGUUGUUGCUUUCGUGUUUUGGUCUAUUUUUUUUAAUAAAUGUAGAUGGAAAUAUUUGUUUUUAGAGUUUCUUUUAUUCAUUUAAUUCCAUAAAAUUUGGAGAAAGGAAGAACCCAUUACACUUUGAUGAGGAUCUGGAUAAAAGUCCACAGUCCAUCCCCCAGAUUCAGAAUGACCAACUGUCUGUUCCUCAUCUGCCAGGGACCAGAAUGUAGGCUGAAAACUAACAAAACAAAAUAGACUUUUAAUGGCCCAAAGAUAAAUUCGCUUAUUACCUUUAAUUGGGCCAUUUGACUGCGAUAGCUGGCAACAAAACCAAGGUGUACCACACCCACCUCUCGCCCAAAGUCAGCUGGGAGAGGAUCCAGUUCGCCCAGGAUGGAUGUACGUUAAUUGUAGCAUUGCUAAAAAGAUGAGCAAAGGCGGCCUAAGAGUGGUAAUGACAUGAACCUCACAAGGUCACCGAGACUGCUCAGAGAACUGCAGGCACAAAACUGAAAGGGAAUCAGAUCAACAAGAUGAAUGGGUAGAAAAACAGGAAUUACAAAAGAAGUGCUGUGUUUGUUCUGUGUUUAAGUUGUUUAUCAAGUAGCCACUGUUUCUUGAUGAUGUCCAUGUGGAAAACAAUCAAAAUGCCUUCUGUGCUGUUCUUUGCCUCUUUUCAUGAAAAUAAAAUGUGCUGUUCUGCUAAAACUGCUCUUAUGGAAACAUCCACGCUAAACUCUUCAGGGGUUACAAUUGUUUAGGGCUUUCAGAAGCUUGUAAAAAUGUAUUUGCAGUGAAAAUGUACUGUCGUAUUGUGGCCAACCCAGCUGCCAGGCAUUGUUAAUAACACCUGAUGUUGAGAUCUUAACUGUUGCAUUAAGAAAGAUGUGUAGCAGUAAGACACAACAUGUCUUGAAUGAAGGUAGUAAUGCAUUUGUUUAUGUGGAAAACAAGUUUUAAUGAGUCUUCUGUGUUCAUAUUAGAACAUACAAAAUAGAUGAACAUGAAAUUGUAAUGUGUUUAUGAGAUGCGAGUGGCUUUAAAUAAAUGGCAGAUGUUGCGUUCACUGCAGGGACAGCGAG
Messenger RNA from Phyllopteryx taeniolatus (common seadragon), 8231 nucleotides. Its product is annotated as signal-induced proliferation-associated 1-like protein 2. The transcript is spliced from 22 exons. Gene Ontology annotation, biological process: activation of GTPase activity; regulation of small GTPase mediated signal transduction. Gene Ontology annotation, cellular component: cytoplasm. Bases 573 to 5831 code for a protein of 1752 amino acids. Lineage: Eukaryota; Metazoa; Chordata; Actinopteri; Syngnathiformes; Syngnathidae. Gene Ontology annotation, molecular function: GTPase activator activity; protein binding. The record is from RefSeq and is a predicted model, not a curated record.